Messenger RNA from Candida albicans SC5314, 1434 nucleotides. RefSeq names its product polyamine oxidase. Bases 1 to 1434 code for a protein of 477 amino acids. The transcript has a single exon. NCBI's taxonomy places the organism in Eukaryota, Fungi, Ascomycota, Pichiomycetes, Serinales, Debaryomycetaceae. The record is from RefSeq and is a predicted model, not a curated record. Gene Ontology annotation, molecular function: oxidoreductase activity.
AUGCCACAUAAAAAAGUUGUUAUUGUGGGGGGAGGUAUAUCAGGAAUAAAAGCUGCCGCAGAUUUAUACAAGAGUGGCAUCAAAAGCACGGUAAUUUUAGAAGCACAACCUCGUUUGGGUGGACGAUUGUUCACCGUUGAAUCAACUCAGAAUAAAGGAACUACAUAUGACUAUGGUGCAUCGUGGUUUCAUGAUUGUUUGAACAAUCCAUUAUUUGAUAAGGCUCAACAAUUGGAAAAUGUCAAAUAUUACUUUGAUGAUGGGAAAUCUUUAUAUUUCAAUAAAUUUGAAGGACAGAUUGAAAAAUGGAGGUUUGAAACUGUUCUUGAAGAAAUGAUGACAUACUUUCAAUGGGUGUAUAAGCAGGAUCCUGAUAAGUUAGAUAUUUCUGUAAAGCAGUUAGCACAAGAAUAUGUUGACAAGUAUCGAAAUGUCUUAACAAAAGAGCAAAUUGAAUUAUCUUUGAGUGCUGUACGAAUGUGGAGUGAAUUAUGGCACGGAGAAUCAUGGGAUUUACUUUCUGGUAAAUAUACUUUUGCCGAUGACGGGCAUUUGGGUAGAAAUGCAUUUGUCAAAAAUGGAUACAGUACAGUUUUCAUCAACGAGUUGAAAGAGUUGCCAAGAGCAUAUCGGGAUUCUGCAAUUAAAUUAAAUGCCCAAGUCAUCAAGAUUGAUUAUACAAAUAAAAAGAAAAUUCUUGUUUAUCUUAAAGAUGGUCGAACGUAUUCUUGCGAUUAUAUAAUAGUGACAAUUCCACAAACAAUUUUGAAAAUUACAAAUGCAAAAGAUGAGAAUUAUGUUGAGUGGGUUCCAGAAUUGCCUCCUAAUAUUCAAAAAGUUUUACCUGAUGUUCAUUUUGGCUCUUUAGGGAAAGUCGUGUUGGAGUUUGAUGAUUGCUUUUGGCCAAGAGAUGUUGACAGGUUCUAUGGGUUGACAAGCAAUACCCCAUCACAAGAUACAAUCUCUGUCGAUGCUUGGGAUUAUCCAACAAUAUUAAUCAACUAUCAAGCUGUAAAUAAUGUUCCUUCUUUAGUUGCGUUGACUCAAAAUCCUUUAUCAAAAUACAUUGAGAAUUUACAACCACAUGAAAAGCAACAAAGAAUUUGGUCAAUUUUCAAACCUUUGAUCGCAAAAAUAUGUGAGCUGAAAGGGAUUCAGGAUAUACCAGAACCUCACUCAAUUUACCAUACGCCUUGGAAUAAUGAGUCGUUAUUUAGGGGCAGUUACGGGACGUCUUUGGUCGGUACACAAGACCCUUCAUCUGUUAUAAAAGCUUUUGUUGAUGGGUAUCAGGAUAGAAUUAAAUUUGCAGGUGCAGAAACUAUGGACGAUACUUCUAAUGGAUGUGCACAUGGAGGAUGGUUUUCUGGUCAAAGAGAAGCUAAAUUUAUAGUACAACAAGAAGCUAAAAAGAAAGUAGAUUCUAAAUUGUGA